Xyrauchen texanus (razorback sucker) is the source of this 2674-nucleotide messenger RNA. RefSeq lists its product as uncharacterized. NCBI's taxonomy places the organism in Eukaryota, Metazoa, Chordata, Actinopteri, Cypriniformes, Catostomidae. Bases 1 to 2661 code for a protein of 886 amino acids. The transcript has 28 exons. Gene Ontology annotation, molecular function: lipid binding. The record is from RefSeq and is a predicted model, not a curated record. Gene Ontology annotation, biological process: lipoprotein metabolic process; lipid transport. Gene Ontology annotation, cellular component: membrane; extracellular region.
AUGCCUCCGGCGUGUCCUCACUGCACGCUGUGCAACUUCGUGGAGGUGGCGCUGAAACUUUGCGGCUCACCAGUCACUGUGGGUGUGGCGGAUGAGCGCUUUGAAUCUCCUCCCACAGUGGACAUCCUCCAGCCUUCCACGGAAGAUGGUGACCCACUGUUUGGUCUCUCAGGUCUGCGAAUGGAGAUGCCCUCCCCCAUCACUGGAAACAAAGUCUUCCAGUCCACACCAUUAGUUCAGACCCCAACUUCAAUGUCAUAUGACAUUAAGGCAUUUGAUCCUCUAUUGGACAUAUCAGCCAACACUCAGAAUGAUAUACAGUCCAAGCACAGCAGGAUUGAUUACGCUACACUGUUCACCAGCCCAGAUGGUACAAAGAAAGACAUUUCUCCUAUGGGUUUGCAAAAUGGAAAAGUCCAAGGGAUACCAGAAGUACCUUCCCCAAACACUUCACCAAGCCUGACUUUUAGGAGACGUCCACUAAAACCUGCCCGGCGCAGUAGAGCCCUUAAAACUACCAGUUACCCUUCCACAUCCAUGCAGACGCUGUUGCCCUACACCCAUUCCACACCUACCCCUGGUUCUACUGCUAGCGUCCAGAACGAAACACCAGCAUCAGAGAAUGAUCUUCCGUUUUUUGAAAAUGUUCUUCUAAUUGGUCAGGAAACAUGCGUGGAGGACUGGCCAGAAAACAGCCCAGAACUGUCCCCUGAAUGGAAACCAGUGGGGAAAUUAAAACUUAGAAGAGAUUAUAUACAAAUUGCAGAAGUGUCUGAUGGACCUCCUGGUACUGAUGUUAUUGCAAAGAAAAAUGGAAAGCUGACUUUAGGAAAGAAAGCGAGACGACCAUCUUUCUUGAACAGAAGAAGUUCAAAGGAUAAAAUUGGAGAUGAGCCUAAGUCUUCUCAGCUGGACACACUGGGUAGGGGUUCCAAGCUCAAUGGAGACGGCACGAAUGGCAUUUUUUCAUCAUAUAAAGACCAGAAUGAGGCAGCAGAGUUUAAAUCAAAGAAAUCAUCAAAACCCAAGAUUAUUCAUAUGCAGCGCAGGGAAUCAAAGGUACCUGAGAUCGAUAAAUAUCCUGAAGAGGAAAAUCCAGAGGAAAUGGAUGGACAGGAGAGUGACGACUCUAAACUGAAGGGAGCUUGUGGUUUCACACCUCAUCCAGAUUUGAAAGAAAAACACAGGUUGGAUGAAUUGAAAGGAGUAUGUGGUUAUACGCCUCACUCAGAGUUCAAGGCAGCCGAUCACAAGAAGGAGUUUUAUAAAGGAACAGAUUAUGCCACACCUUCAGACGGCUAUGGAAAACAUCAAGAGAUGCAAGACUGUCGACCAAAGAAGCCAAUAAAAUUUAAAAUUCCUCGCUUUCAAAGAAGACAUUCAAAGAGUAUUGAAGAUGCUGAGGUCAAACAACAGACAACCAUAGACCACUAUGCUCCAGCGCUAAAGAAAUCUUCAAUUCUUCAAGUGCCAUCAAUGCCCCAGCGAGACUCAAAGUGCACCGUGGAUGAGGUCUCUCAAAAGGGUGCAGAUCUGUUCAAGGCUGGUGACCAUGAGCUUCUGGAGGAUGCUGACUGGGAGGAAUACACUCCUGACAAUAAGCCUCAGAAAUCCCAAAACAUUAGCAAGCAUUACAAAGGAUUCAAGAAUAAAGUUGUAAAGGACUUCCCUGAUUACCUUGAGCCUCCAGGUGCUAUUUCUGGAGACUAUUACCUAUCUGAUGCUACUAAGGUUGAAUGGAUGUCUGCUCAGAUGGACAUGAGAAGAGCACAAGGUCAAGAGGAAGAUCAGAGGCUGGAAGAGGAAGAAGAGGAAGGGGACACUGACAGCCUCAUGGAGUGGUGGAAUACAGUGGAGUUCUGGGAUGAAUUGCCUUCUGAUGAGCAAUUCAGCUUUAAAGAGGAUGAGACCAUAUCAUUUAAAGCUAUUGCUGAUAAGGUCCAUCGUGGCCUCCGCGUUUACAUGAAGCUCUUCGUGGAGCGAGCUGAACUUCUCUACCAGCAUGUGAUGAUCUUAUACACCAUCGCUGAUGACCUCAGUAACUUCCACCAUCAUGCUAAAAUCGCAAACAUCACUGGAGGCACCACCACAGCUGUGGGCGGAGCUGCAGCCAUUGUUGGCCUGAUCCUAGCUCCUGUCACUUUUGGUGUUUCCAUUGUCAUCUCGGCCAUUGGACUAGGUGUGGCCACAGUGGGCGGCAUCACAGCAGCUUCAGCAACCAUCAUGGAUAAUGUCAACAACAUGCAUGACCGUAGAAAGAUUGAAAUAAUCGUUCAGGACUAUGAGACCCAGUUGGUCGAGAUGCAGCGCUGUUUGCAAUUUAUCACCGAAGGUCUUCGACGCCUACGUGGCCACCCAUUGCUACGACGAAACAACUACUUCACUGGUGAUUGGGAAGUACGACGGGGCCUCCAAACCAUUAGCUUCGUAAGUGACCCGGUAGAACAUGCUGAAGAGAUCACAAACAAUACACUGGCCAAGUUGGCCAGCCUGCAUAAAGGAAUGGACAAGUACUUCACCAAAGACUCAAAGGAGGUAAAGAAGGGCUGUAAGAAGGAGGUGACUGCUGAGGUUAAAAGCCUGGCCAAGAAACUGCAAGAAGGCUUAGUGGAGCUCAAUUCUAUCAGAGAACAACUGCUUGAUGCAUGUGGAAAUAUCUGAAACCAGUAUUGCA